Messenger RNA from Symbiodinium sp. CCMP2456, 3204 nucleotides. The record is from the annotation of a GenBank genome assembly. Lineage: Eukaryota; Dinophyceae; Suessiales; Symbiodiniaceae.
AUGGGUAAGAUCAAGGUCUUCCCCACCCCAGAGUACCGGAGCAAGCAACCCCACGACCCCGUGGUGCCCCAACUCCCCGCCACCGGAAUUCUACUUGGCCCCAGCAAAUCGGGCAAGACCGUGUCCCUGAUAUCCAUGAUUCUCGAGCAGUACCGCGGCUGUUUCGAGCGGAUCUACCUGUUCAGCCCCAGCAUCAUGGUCGAUGAUGGCUGGAAACCCGUGAAGCAGUACAUUGAGGAAACUAUGAAAGUUAAUACGGAUCGCGAACAGGUCUACUUCGAGAACUGGGACGAGGCGGCCCUGCGGCGCAUCAUAGACCAGCAGCGGAAGAUCACGCAGGUGUCCAAGCAGAUGAAAAUGAAACAGCUGUACCAGAUCCUGAUCCUGAUCGACGACUUCGCUGACAGCCCCAACCUGCACAAGCGGACCGGUGACUCGGCGCUGGACACCCUUUUCGUGCGAGGCCGGCACUUUCAAAUCUCCACCUGGGUCAGCACCCAGAAGCUGCGCCUCAUCAGCAACGCCGUCAGGGUGAACGCUCAGUUCUUCAUGAUCUGGCGCCUGCGGAACCAACUGGAGAAAGACAGCCUUUUAGAAGAGCUCACGGCCCUAGUCCCCAAGAAGCAACUGGAGGCCAUGUACGAAGAGGCCGUAAGGGAGCCCUACAGUUUGAAAAGCGCUUUCAACUCGAUGGGCGGCCUCCUGUCAGCAACAAUGAACAAGCUGCUGGGGAGCAGCACACUCUUCCAAAGUGAGUGUCGCAACGUCAACUGCUGCACAGGUCUCCCCAGGGUCUACGAUCCCACCAGGCCUCCCUGGAUGCAACAGCCGCCGCGGUCCUGCUGCCCGCCGCUUCAGCCCAGAACAGGAGCGGACAAUUCAGACGAUUCCAUGCUGCCUGGAUGGAGGGCGCAGCGGGCCGCCUACAAGAAACUCAAGCUCAUGACCAGUAUCUGGGUGGACAGCAGAAAAAGAGUCGCAGGUACAGACGCCGAUUUCGAGUUUGACAUCGGGCAGACCGUUCACCUCCAGAACUCGGCACGCCUGUCAGUGUUCAAGAUCAGGGUGGCUGACACCUUCCUGUCCACUGACCGAGGCGUUUACCUGUACUGGAAAGAUCAGGCCCUGGGCACCCUGAACUGGGCUCAGCUUCCGGUGGGAGCCUACACAGGAACUCGGCUAGCGGCCUGGAUCAGCAGCAACUUCGCCACUGCCAGCUACGUGGAAGCCACAAACGAGAUCGGCGUAGCCUACGAUGGGAACCGAACCAGCCUCAACGACCAGGAGCUUCGCAACGGAUUCCCCAACUCUGGUGAUUACCCCGCCGGCGCUCGACCCUCCGACCCACAAAGCAUCAACCAUCUCCUGGGGCCUGGCUUCAUCGAUGGGUCCCUUCAGAUUUUCACAUUCGUUCAGAUGAUGCCCUACAGCGAGCUCUACCUCCGCUGCAGCAGCCUGGCCAACGCUGCCGACACCGUUGGGCCCCUGGGACACGACAUCAUCGCAAAGAUCAUCUGCAAUCGAGGCGUUGGCUACAUCAUGGAGAGUAGCACUGAUGAGAACCAUCAGGUCACGAUCCGCGGGCCCAUCACGCUGCGGUACUUACGUUUUCGGCUCACGGAUAUCGAUAACAGAGACAAGGCGCCAGAUGAGGCUCCAAAGAAGAAGCGAGGAAAGCAAAGGACAAUGAUGAACCUCGAAGCAAGGAACGAGCCGCAGAUGCUGCGGCAGUUCUGGAAGAAGUACCCCUCCUAUAACCUUAAUGCGCUGAUGCGACAGAGGUAUGAGGAGCUUUUAGACGCAAAAGCUUUUCAUGAGUGGCUCCAGAAUCGCCAGCUGAAGCAGCAGGGCGAGGAGUACGUCGACGCCAUGGGCAGGAUGGCUGAAGCCGUCAAUCGAAGAGCGCCGCAGCUGCGGUGGGCUGGUGCCGAGCGAGUGCAGGUCCAAAGGGCGAGCCGACAGCUCAUGGAGAACGUCCUGCAGUACAUCGAAGAGGGCGAGCCUCUGGGUGUGCCCCUGCCCAAGCGAAACGCCAGCAGACCUUUCCCACAGAUGAGGCGCCCCGCUUUCCUCCCCGACACAGACACUGAAGACGAGGCUUAUCGAAGGGAUGGUUUCGAUCCACCCAGGCCUCCCGACCCAGGCCAGCCCAGCAGCAGCUUCAGCGGUCGGGCUGCCGAGGCUGUCGCUGCUGGAGCCGCGAGCAUCAUCGCUUCGGGCGCUAGCGGCGUGGGCCUGGCUGCGAGGGAUUUCGGCUUCAGGAAUGCCACCAGGGCGGCGAACGCUGUGGAGCAGCGGGUAUUCCCGCAGAUCCUCGGCCGCCCCACAGAUGCGCAGCGUGUCAUCGAGCAAGCCGGGCAGAGAGCACAAGAAGUUCAACGGGCCGCGGCUCAGGACAUCGAGCAGUUUGCUGCUGAACAAGCUGCCGCUGAAACGGGUGAGAUCACGCCUCUGCUGGCUGAAACGGGUGCCGCAGCAGCAGGCGAAGCCGCGGGCGCGGGGGCCUUGGAAGUUUUGGGCGGUGCUGUUGGCGCGGUACUGGCGCCUGAAGUUGCGAUUCCCGCUGCUAUCGGACUGGCUGCGGGCGCAGGUGGUGCUUUGGCCGCUCGAUCAGAGGCUGGCACUCAAACGGAGCCUCCCAGAGGCAGUGGGAUAGCGGCCCUUGCAGGUGGAGCAGUGGAAGGAGCUAGAGCCGGUGCUUCCGCCUUCCCGGCAGCCCGCAACGUUGGCAGAGCUGGAGGGGCCGCGGUGGGCGGGCUUGGCGCAGCAACGUUGGGUCUGGGGCUCGGUGCCGUGGGCGGCGCCUAUGAAGGCGCAAGAUUUGUGUUGGGAGGCAACGGGGGCGACGCCGUCCAAUCAUCGUCAUCAGAUGCGCCCGAUGUAAGGACGCUCAACAACAUGCAACAAGGCAACCCACAGGAACGCAUCAGCCUGAGGCAGCCGCGGGUCCAGCAGCCGAUGGUGUCCAGAAUGGAUGCAGAUUCAGACGAUGCGCCUCUGGCCCAACAGCAAAGUCAGCCCAGACCACAGGUGAGUUCCCGGCCCAUCCAGAGGCCCUUCGGCCUGGGCGGCGGGUCCUUGCCCCAGCAGAGCAGCGGAAGCGAUUCCAGCAGCCGAGCAAGGCCGCAAAGGCCUGCGAGACUGGAGCCCUCUUUCAAUGAGCUUCGCCGAGAGGCCUUGGCAAGGGACCCCGAACUAGCCUGA